Penicillium roqueforti is the source of this 837-nucleotide messenger RNA. RefSeq lists its product as uncharacterized. Lineage: Eukaryota; Fungi; Ascomycota; Eurotiomycetes; Eurotiales; Aspergillaceae. The record is from RefSeq and is a predicted model, not a curated record. The coding region runs from base 1 to 837 and encodes 278 amino acids. The transcript is spliced from 2 exons.
AUGUUAUCGGCAGCUCAUGGAUUCGCGCUAGUAACCCCUGCCUCGCGAGGAUUGGGGUUCGCCUUCGCACAGCAGCUCCUGACACGGACAGAGCUCCCGGUGAUCGCAACAGCCCGCAAGAACUGCGAUGAACUUAAAGAACGACUGCUGGCAAGCAAGGGUAUGCCAAAAGACGCGGAACAGAGGCUCCGUAUUCUCCAAGUUGAUGUAACAGAUGAGUCUACGAUAUCAGCAAUGGCAGACACAAUCCGCCAGAAAUACCCGAACACACCACUCAGGCUCGGAUUGACAAUCCCCGGCAUUUUACAUGCGGAAAAAUCGCCUAGCCAAAUCGAUGCUGCCAAUGCGCUGGAGAGCUUCAAAGUCAAUUCCCUCGGCCCGUUGCUACUCCUGAAGCAUCUUUCCCAAUUCGUUCCAUUGCGAUCCGCACCGAAAUUCCCGACAAUAGAGGUUAGCUCUGCAAUCAAUUCCCAAGGGCCGCUCGGGCUGCCCUCGCAUGCCAUUUAUGCAAUGAUGGCUGCCCGAGUCGGCUCAAUAUCCGACAAUGCAUCGGGCGGAUGGUAUUCCUACCGUGCAAGUAAGGCAGCUGUAUUCCAAUUGGCCAAGACUUUUGAUUUGUAUUUGCGCACGAAGAGUGCGGAAAGGGCAAUUGCUGUGGCCUUGCACCCUGGGACUGUGCACACGGAGUUCACCAAGGAUUAUUGGGGAACGAGGGAAAUGCUGGAGCCGGCCGAUGCAGCCGACAAGCUGUUGGAGGUGCUUGUGGGGUUAUCACCCGAGGCUAAAGGAGGGAGAGGGAGGUGUUGGGAUUGGAUGGGGAAGGAGGUUUUGCCGUGA